UGUGGAACUGCACACAUCAUCAAACACGUGCGACUGGAUGUGCAAAUCCGCUGCCGGUGUCAUGAACGAAGAUCUUGCCCGCGAGCGGACGUCGAGCGCCGUCAACGUCGAGGCCCUGACGCGUGUAAUCGAUGGAGGAGCAAGGAACACUACAACACGCCGGAGACUACAGGCAAUCGUGGAGCAGGACCCCGUCUUCUCAAAUGCCGACAACAUGUUCAUGUCCAGGCCCGAGAGGUACCGACAUGGCCUGAGGAAGGCCCGCCGUUUUACCGCCCUCAAGGAAGAGCUGAAACUCAGCUCAGAGGAUGCGGGACUGGUAUCGGACAGCCUGAACGACGCCAUGCCGACGUAUAUCCACGCGCUCAUGUUCAGGCCAAACGUCGAGGCCCUCUGCACCGAGCAGCAGAGGCAGGUCUGGCUGCCGAGAUGCGACAGCAUGGAGGUGAUUGGGUGCUACGCUCAGACAGAGCUGGGGCACGGGUCAAACAUCCGUGCUCUGGAGACGACGGCCACUUUCGUGAGGGAGACGGACGAGUUCGAGAUACAUUCCCCGUCCAUCACCGCCACCAAGUGGUGGCCUGGGACAAUGGGUCGCACGGCGAACCAUGCAAUGGUGAGAGUAGUGAUCGCACAGCUGGUGAUCGACGGCAAGCAGUACGGCAUCCACAACUUCAUCGUGCCCAUCCGGGGUGACGACCACCUCCCGCUGCCUGGUGUCAGAGUUGGAGACAUCGGCCCGAAGAUUGGUUUUAACGCCAUGGACAACGGCUUCUGCUCCUUCGACCGGGUAAGGAUCCCCCGCGGCAACAUGGCCAUGAGGCAUCAGCGGGUGGACAGAGACGGCGUGUACUCUUCCUUUGGUUCGAAGGAGAGCAGCAAGAUCGCCUACAUCUCCAUGAUGCAGGCGAGCUGGUUCCCUUUUGUGUUUACGGUGCUGAAACGAAUGAACGUCUCCUUAUAG
Molecule: messenger RNA, 964 nt
Organism: Ectocarpus sp. CCAP 1310/34
Lineage: Eukaryota; Phaeophyceae; Ectocarpales; Ectocarpaceae
Source: the annotation of a GenBank genome assembly